Mastomys coucha (southern multimammate mouse) is the source of this 5889-nucleotide messenger RNA. It is a transcript of the gene Rgs6, whose product is annotated as regulator of G protein signaling 6. Gene Ontology annotation, molecular function: GTPase activator activity. The transcript has 18 exons. The coding region runs from base 475 to 1947 and encodes 490 amino acids. NCBI's taxonomy places the organism in Eukaryota, Metazoa, Chordata, Mammalia, Rodentia, Muridae. Gene Ontology annotation, biological process: G protein-coupled receptor signaling pathway; intracellular signal transduction; regulation of G protein-coupled receptor signaling pathway. The record is from RefSeq and is a predicted model, not a curated record.
CGCCUGGGCUGCGCGACUCCGGGCAGCUCCUUGGCGAUCGGCCCCCGCUGGGUGGCCAAGAGCUCCGCCCGGGGGCGCCCCGGGGUCCCUGUUGCUGCUGGCGCCGAGGGGGCGGAUCCGGUCGGGACAGGCGAGGGGCGAGGGAAACACCCCGGGAGCCCCGCGCCCUGGCACCAUGCGACCCGCCGCGCCUCCUCCCCGGUCCGGGGCUGCACAGUCUGCUCGCUGAGCCCCCCGCGGUCGCCGCCUCGGAGAGUGGCACCAAGAAGGUGGAAGAGGAGGAGGAGGCGACCCUCGGGAGAACAGUGCCCGGACGGAUUCGGUCGCCCCUCCACCCCCCACCAGAAAGCUGGCGACUCCCGGGUUCCCCAGCCUUAUCAUGCGCUGGGCGCCAGCCGGGCUUUAGGAGAAACUGAGACGCCGGAGCGAGUCGAGACAAUUCUUUGCUUGCUAAGCGUGAGAGAAGACACCAGGAUGGCUCAGGGAUCCGGGGACCAGCGAGCGGUGGGGAUCGCUGAUCCAGAAGAGAGUUCUCCCAACAUGAUUGUCUACUGCAAAAUCGAGGACAUCAUUACAAAGAUGCAAGAUGACAAGACAGGGGGUGUGCCCAUCAGAACAGUUAAGAGCUUUCUCUCCAAAAUCCCCAGUGUCGUCACAGGUACUGACAUUGUGCAGUGGCUUAUGAAGAACCUUUGCAUUGAGGACCCAGUUGAAGCAAUACACCUGGGAAGCCUUAUUGCCGCCCAGGGCUACAUCUUCCCAAUCUCAGACCACGUUCUCACCAUGAAGGACGAUGGCACCUUUUACCGUUUCCAGGCUCCUUAUUUCUGGCCUUCAAACUGCUGGGAACCUGAAAACACGGACUACGCCAUCUAUCUCUGUAAGAGGACGAUGCAGAAUAAAGCAAGGCUGGAACUGGCCGACUAUGAAGCAGAAAACUUAGCAAGACUCCAGAGGGCCUUUGCAAGGAAGUGGGAAUUCAUCUUUAUGCAAGCAGAAGCACAAGUAAAGAUUGACCGGAAAAAGGAUAAGACAGAAAGAAAAAUUUUGGAUAGCCAAGAACGGGCCUUCUGGGAUGUCCACAGGCCAGUGCCAGGCUGUGUGAACACAACGGAAAUGGAUAUCAGAAAAUGUCGGCGUUUGAAGAAUCCACAAAAGGUUAAAAAGUCAGUGUAUGGUGUGACGGACGAGACCCAGUCACAGAGUCCAGUGCACAUACCAAGCCAGCCAAUCAGGAAAACGACAAAAGAUGAUAUCCGAAAACAGAUAACAUUUUUGAACGCACAGAUUGACAGACAUUGUUUGAAAAUGUCCAAAGUGGCUGAAAGCUUAAUCGCUUACACGGAGCAGUAUGUGGAGUAUGACCCUUUCAUAACACCAGCAGAGCCAUCUAAUCCUUGGAUCAGCGAUGACAUCACCUUAUGGGACAUAGAGAUGAGCAAAGAGCCCAGCCAGCAGCGAGUGAAGCGUUGGGGCUUCUCUUUUGAUGAGAUACUCAAGGACCAGGUGGGGCGGGACCAGUUCCUCAGAUUCCUGGAGUCCGAGUUCAGUUCAGAAAAUCUCAGGUUCUGGCUGGCUGUCCAAGAUCUGAAGAAGCAACCUCUCCAGGACGUGGCCAAGAGGGUGGAGGAAAUCUGGCAAGAGUUUUUAGCUCCUGGAGCCCCAAGUGCAAUCAACUUGGAUUCUCACAGCUAUGAGAUAACCAGUCAGAAUGUCAAAGAUGGAGGAAGAUACACAUUUGAAGAUGCCCAGGAGCACAUCUACAAGCUGAUGAAGAGUGACAGCUACGCCCGCUUCCUACGGUCCAAUGCUUACCAGGAUCUGUUGCUGGCCAAGAAGAAGCCAGAAAGUGAGCAAGGUCGUAGAACUUCCCUAGAAAAGUUCACCCGCAGUGUGGGAAAGUCACUGGCGGGCAAGCGCCUUACGGGCCUGAUGCAGUCCUCCUGACCACCCCGACCCCAGGCCCAGGGCCCGGGCCUACAGAGCACCCGGGCAGGCGACGUUCCACAUCCAACGACAGAGCUUCCUUGCGGGGAGAUUUGGUCACUGUGAAGGAGAAAGAGUGAGGGCCAAGGAGGGCACGGGUGGGAAGAUGCAGUGGGUGAAUGGGGAGACCAGAGAGAAAGAGUCCACGGUGCUGGGCCAGCAGGAGAGGCCCUCUCCCUUGUACAGUCACGCACCAAUGCUUAUUCUCAACAAGGGUCCAUUUCUAACAUGGUCAGAGAAUGUCUCAUGGGGUUCCUGUCUGACUAUCACUCAAGAUGUUAACCUCACUUGUUCAGUCAUCUGAGGAAUCAUGCCUUCCAGCAAGCUUCAGAGGGACCCUGGGCACACAGUAUUAAGCAUCACCCCCUUAGUACUCUCUCUAAUGCACUGGCAGCGCUCACUGCCACCUGCUUCCCACCCCCACCCCACUGGUGGCCAUCCAGGUGUCCUGGGUGGGUGACAGACGUUGCUUUCACAUAAAAUGUCAAAAGUCACAUCUUCAACCCCAAUAACUCUUCAAGUUCUCUUCACAUUUUAAAGAAGUCUCCAUGGGUGUGUUGGCCACCCCCAGCUCCCAUCAAAUGUCCAAGGGUCUAGAGCUUGAAGAGGUUACCCAGUACAGAUAACGAAGUGUGUUGUCUAGCCACUGAAGGUUUGGGUGACAAUUUUUUAAAAAUAUUAUUCCUUCCUGUCUUCUGAUUUUUGCCCCGGCACCUCGGCUUGUUCCCUUGUAUUUUACUCACAAUAAACAUGGCCAUGAACUCAGGGGCCAUUGGGCUUCUCCCCACCAGUAGCCCUAGAUGGAAGUUUCUGGAGGUGGAUGGAUGGUACGGAUGGCACAUGGUGGUAUCCUGCCAGGCCUGGCCAGACUCUCAUCAGUUUAGGGCUCAGUUAUUCCUGAAGCUUAAACACAAGAUGCAAUGACAGGCCCUCACCAGAGCCACAGAAUUCCCUUCUCAACCUUAUUCUGAAGACACAGCCAAAGCACCCUCUUAAACGUAGUCAGUCAUCUAAGAAAAAGCGCAAUGUGCUAGAGCCUGUGGGAAAAUCUUCUGUGUUCUUCCAGUGUGUCAGAAUGACCAUUUGCCAACCUGGCUGUGAAGUCUUGCACCUAAAGCAUCACAUCAGAUCCCGAUUGAACAUGCAGGCAGUGCUUGGCCAAUGGUGGUUAGUCUGGUCAUUGUCAUUGUUACUGUGGUCACCAGAUGCCCUCAGAUGCAGAUGUAUUAGGCAACGUGCUUUUCAAUUCAGACAUGUUCUUCCACACACACCUGCCCUGCCAAUAACUGUUGGCUCCUCCUUUGAUCUAUAUUUGGCCUUAGAUGAAAACUCCCCCCUUGGGAGUAUAUACACAGAGAUGGAGAAGGAAAGGAAGAAGGAGAGAAAGGAAGGAAGGAAGGAAGGGAGGAAGGAAGGAAGGAAGGAAGGAAAGAAGAAGGCAAACAUUGCUUAUGUAAGCAAAUUCACCAGCUGGUGACCCAAGGUCCAUGUUGUUUGUUCAGUCUCAGCCUUCUGGGUGUAUCAUGUGGCCCAUCUGCCCAGCCCCCACCUGCAAAGCCUGUCUAUGUCUGCUUCUACACAAGCCCUAGAUCCAUAAGCCUCCUGUUGGUUCCUCACAGGGGACUCUGCCCGGGGCACUUAGAAUCCUCCUUGUAAGAUUCUUGGCCAGCACAUCUGUUUCCAGGUUAGUUUUUCUCUCCUUGAGAUAAUGGUGGAAAUCAGAAGGUGUCCCCAAAGAUGACAGUAAAUACCCAGAUUCUUGUCAGCUGCUCCCACUGAGCCUUGGCAAGCAGAAGUAGCCACAUGAGUAGUGAAUGGGAGAAUUGAAGCCACAACCCAAGUUAUGGGGUCUUCUGGUCCUUUCUCUCUAGCUCCACUUAAAACAAAAUUAAACAACAAAAAACAAAAUCCCUCUACAUAGAACCCUCCAGUUUCUAAACAAAGUUAUAGUCCAAGUUCAUCUCCGUCCAACAUUAUCCAAAGGAAAUUUCUCUACCAAGGGCACCCUAGGCUGUGCUGACACUAAGACAUCUGAUAUUGUCAAACAAUGGUUACAUCCGUGCCCUCAGUCACACAGGACAAGGAUCCUGGCUGCCCCCUGCCCCUUCUAUGAACUACAGAACACAUUCUAAGUCAGGCUGCAACCCGGGUAGGACAGACUUCUUGGCCAUGGCUUCUGUCCCUUUUCUGAACGAGUUCUUGUCUGCUGGUUUUGCAUUGUGCUGACCUGAAAACUGGCCACAUGGCCCACCCAGAGCCAGGUAUACGCUAGUUCUGAGAUGGGACAGGAGGCAAGCUUCUAAAUACUCCCAGGGGACAGAGAAGUGGACAGGACAAUCGACAGGAGAGCCAAGGAGAGACAGACAGAUACUCUAGAUGGAUUCAAACCUAGAGCAAUAAGCUCUCACCGCCCCCCACCUCACUACAAUGGGUAAGCGCAGGCAUGUGGCCACUGUGUGUGCCUCAGUAGAUCCACCCAGGUUGACCAGCCCAAGUCAGUUUGACAUGCAAGAUUAUAAUGCAAAGAUUUGGAAAAUUGGGUCUCAGCCAGCUUCCCUUUGGCCUGGUACACACAGACAAAAAUCAAGCUGUUUGCUAAUCAUUCCUCAGCAAAGCAGAUUCCUCUGCCCUGUUCUGCCCCCUGGAAGCCUGCUAGGCUCUCCCAGCUUGAUGUGGUCUGAGAGGAGAACCUACCCUGGGAUGACAUGUGGCGCAAGUGUCAUUUUGGCAGCUCCCCAGUCUCAGUAGGUGAGACUGGCCCAGGCAGGGAAACAAAUGCUGACAUAAACGUUUCCUGCAUUGGCAAGAGUGCAGCUGAGAGACGGUACAUCUAAAUGCCCAGCAGCACUCUGACACCAGGCUGGCCCAGGUAGCCAGAAGAAACAACCUGCCUUUCUAGAAAGUGUUUCACUUCCCUGGCAAGCUGCUGCUGUGCCCCAGAAAUAAAAGGAGGCCCAACUGCCAGUGAAGCUAGUUAAGUCUUCUCUAGGCUUGCCCACUGCUCAAUAGCUAGGUACCAGGCUAGCACCCAGGAAGGGCCUCUUACAAUGCUAAGUUGCUGCUUGGACUAGCCAAACACUUGGGACAUGCCCAGUGGGAUUCCUGGGAUGUUCAAACUACCUCACCAACAGGAUGCAGAACCAGGUGCCUGGCCCCCUUGCUGGUUGUGAAAGUCAGUGGUCUUCCUGAAAUGUGUCCUCCUGUUCUGUUCCACAUGUGUGGGCUUCAGACAACAGUACCAAGAAGCCUUUCCUGAACAGGGAAAGGAUUGAGGGUCAUUCAUCUUUGAGCCCUGGCAAAUUUCCUGGAGGAAAACGUUCCAGCAAGUUCCAGGAACCGGGAAGCCCAAGGCUGGGGAGAAGUUCUGUGCCACCAGCCUCCAGAGGGACCUGGCUGAGAUGAAUCUUUGUGGCAAGGACUGUGGAAAUAGUUGAAUAGUGGUCAAAUAAAUUACUAAGAACUCACCAUUGGACUCUCCAAGAGAGGCCUGUGCUCAUGUAACCAUGGCAACCGCAGACGCCAGCAACCUACUCAUUAGUGCCACCCAGUGAUAAGGCCUCCCCCCUGGGCAAAACCUGGGGCCAUCAAGUAGCAAAGUAGCAAAUGUAGCAAUAAGGGGCCUGAGACCCUGAGGUGGCAGGAUCCAAAUAACAGGGCCUCAGCCUUCCUCAAGCCUCAGACGGGGCAGAGCCAGCUGCUAGCAGCUGUCUGGGGUUGGGGAGCCCUGCCCACACCAAGGUCCUAUAGCCUAUGACCAUUCACCGCAUGAUCACAGACACGUCGGAAUGGCCUCCUCUUAGUGCAUGUGGCUCUCGUUAGUUUAUUUUUCUGGAAUUUGGGGAACUGGACCCCAGGACCAAACAUGCUGGAAACAGUCUAAAAAUAAACAACUACUUGAACCCA